AUGUCGGCCAAGAGUAAAAUUUCCCAAAAAUCUCCAGAUGAUGUUGUCGUUGUUGCAGCAUAUAGAACUGCCCAAACCAAAGGUGGUAAAGGUGGAUUAAGAAAUGCUGGAUCGGAUUUUCUUUUAUAUGCAUUAACCAAAGAAUUCUUGAAAAAGACUGGUGUUGAUCCAAAGAUUAUCCAAGAUGCUGCCAUUGGUAAUGUCUUGAAUAGAAGAUCUGGUGAUUUUGAACAUAGAGGUGCUUUAUUAGCAGCCGGUAUCCCACAUACCACUCCAUUUAUUGCAGUCAAUAGACAAUGUUCUUCAGGUUUGAUGGCCAUUUCUCAAAUUGCAAACAAGAUUAAAACUGGUGAAAUCGAAUGUGGUUUGGCUGGUGGUGCCGAAAGUAUGACCAAGAACUAUGGUCCUGAUGCUUUGGUUCAAAUUGAUCCAGCUUAUGCUGAAAAUCCAGAAUUCAUCAAGAAUGGUAUUCCUAUGGGUCUUACCAAUGAAAACGUCUGUGCUAAAUUCAACGUUCCAAGAGAUGCUCAAGAUCAAUUUGCUGCUGAAUCUUACCAAAAAGCCGAAAAGGCUCAAAAAGAAGGCAAAUUCGAUGAUGAAAUCUUACCAAUUGAAGUUUACCAAGAAGAAGAUAAUGACGAUGAUGAAGAUGAAGAUGCUGAACCAAAGGAAGUUUUAGUUACUAUCAGUAAAGAUGAUGGUAUUAGAGGUGGUGUUACAAAAGAAAAAUUAGCCAAGAUUAAACCAGCAUUCAAAGAUGAUGGUGUCUCCACUGCUGGUAACUCUUCUCAAGUUUCCGAUGGUGCUGCUUUGGUAUUAUUGAUGAAACGUUCUUUUGCUGAACAACACGGUUUCAAACCAUUGGCCAAAUAUGUCUCUUGUGCUAUUGCUGGUGUUCCACCUGAAAUCAUGGGUAUUGGUCCAGCUGUUGCUAUUCCAAAAGUAUUGAAACAAAAUGGUUUGACUGUUGAUGAUGUUGAUGUCUAUGAAAUCAAUGAAGCCUUUGCUGGUCAAUGUUUGUACUCCAUUGAAAGUUGUAACAUUGAUAGAUCUAAAGUUAAUAUCAAUGGUGGUGCCAUUGCCUUGGGUCAUCCAUUGGGUGUUACUGGUGCUCGUCAAUAUGCUACUAUCUUGAGAUUGUUGAAACCAGGUCAAGUUGGUCUUACUUCUAUGUGUAUCGGUACUGGUAUGGGUGCUGCUUCUGUUUUAGUUAGAGAAUAG
Candida tropicalis MYA-3404 is the source of this 1221-nucleotide messenger RNA. RefSeq names its product Fox3p (gene FOX3). Gene Ontology annotation, biological process: phenylacetate catabolic process; fatty acid beta-oxidation. The coding region runs from base 1 to 1221 and encodes 406 amino acids. Gene Ontology annotation, cellular component: peroxisome. Lineage: Eukaryota; Fungi; Ascomycota; Pichiomycetes; Serinales; Debaryomycetaceae. Gene Ontology annotation, molecular function: acetyl-CoA C-acyltransferase activity. The transcript has a single exon. The record is from RefSeq and is a predicted model, not a curated record.